CCCAGGGCCCAGAGAGACAGUGUUCGUCUCCAGCUGUAGGCUGUUGAGUGCUUAAGUUUUGAUGUUGUAUUUUGAUACUUGAUACACCGUCUUAAAAUAAAUCAAUUUUAAUAAUCAUCUUCUAGUUCAGAGUUCAACCGCUGAGCCGCGGAUGUGCAUAUAUCGAAUUAUCGACUAUCGCUUUGUCGCCUGUAAAUAAAACUUACUCGAAACGGUCGGGAAUCGGUGUUGUUAGAACGUGGUACAGCUGAUUGUGUCGUUUCGGAUAUAUAAAUGAUGAAACCUCAAGAUCUGUGUGAUAUUGAUGAUUUAGCUACAUCUCUUGUUGUUGAUGUUUUUCUUGGAUUUAAUACCCACAAAAUGAACAUAGAACAUAAAGAUAUGUAUGAAUGUAAAUCAGAUUUGAAACCUAUUAUUGAUAAGUUCAUACAAAAUCAAAGUAUGAAAAAAGCUUUUGAUUCGUUUUGGAAUAAAAAGUAUAUACCUGAUCAUUUAUUUAAUGCAUCUUAUAAGAAAUUAGUCAAAGACCAUAUUGAAAGAUAUAUGGGAAUGUUUUAUUUGGAUUCUGGUUUUCAAAUUGAGCCAUGUUAUAGAUAUUCUUUAGAAAAUAAAGUAGGAGCCAAAGUAAAUGCCACCAGUUAUUGGCAUAAAGAUGGCAUCAUUAAACGAUUAGUUGGUUGUGUGGCUGAGUUGACAGAAAAAGAGGAAGAUGAAAUCUUGCAUGUCGGGAAGAAUGAUUUUUCAGUAAUGUAUAGUUGUCGUAAAAAAUGUGCUCAACUUUGGCUGGGCCCGGCAGCAUAUAUUAAUCAUGAUUGCCGGGCCAAUUGUAAGUUUGUAGCCAAUGACAAAGGAACAGCCUGUGUUAAAGUACUCAGAGAUAUUAAACCUGGUGAGGAAAUUACAUGUUUUUAUAGUGCUAAUUUUUUUGGUGAAAAUAAUGUUAACUGUGAAUGCUGCUCAUGUGAAAAGUUAUGUAAAGGAGCUUUUAAAACUAAUGAAGAACAACCAAAAUUGGGACGUUACAACUUCAGGCAAACUAAUGGUCGAACCAAUACUUAUCGGUCUCCAGAUAAAAGCAAAAACGUAGAAGCACCAAAGACACCAAAAAAGAAAAAGAAUGUGGUUUUGGAACCUGUUACUCCUAAUAAAAAUCCUGAAGUUGAUAAGGGUGAAGCUUUGCUUGGAUCGCCAUACACUAAAAUAAUUCAAAAAACUAGAGGCUUAGAUUUAGAUCAAGCGUCAAAAUCACCAGAAAAGUAAUAGACAAUAAGUAAAUUAGACAUAGUUUUUACAAUAUUAAACUACUGAAUAAAUUAUUGUAUUAUCGAUAAAUGAUUAAAAUUAAAAAUUAAAUAUAAUUUGUACCUGUAUUUCAAUUGAAAUUUGUAUACUUUCUAGUGUAACAAUAUUUUUUUUUUAUAUAUAUAAAAUUGUUAAUAGUAUUAUGAUUGUUUGUCUAUCACCAAUUGUUUUCAUUAGGUUUUUAUUGACCAGUAGUAUUUACUAUGUAAUAACUUAUAAGUAAUUACUAAUUAGCAACUUUGGGAAAAUAUGUAUCUAACUCUUAAUUUUGAUAAUAAUAUAUUAUAACUUGACGACUGUAUACUUUCUAUAAUUCUAUAAUUGCUUUCUUUUUAAUUGAACACAAAUAUUAUAAAACUUGUGAAACUCUUGUCUUAGUCUUGCAUGUCUAUAUUAAAUACAGUAGAACCUCACUCAGUAUAAUUUCAGGUUAACAAUAAGAUUAUGUGACUUAUUAGUAGGGCUAUGAAUUGAAUAAACAGUAUAAACCUUAAAAAAUCCAUUAAAAUGUUCAAAAAAUAUGCAUUUAAAAUGCAAAAGAUGCAAUAUGAAAUGCCAAAUAUUAUAAUAUAAAAUGGACUUUAAAUGAUUUUAAAUUUAAUUUUUAUAUUUGUAUUGAUAUUAUAGGAUAUUAUACAAUAGUACAUUACUAUUUACAUGCAUAAAAAUGUGUUUAUUUUAUAAAAAAAAAAAACUAAAAUAUUAAUUGAAUUUGAAUUUCACGUGAAACAUUUUUGAGAAAAAAAUCAUAUUAACCCUAUCAACAUUUUGAAUGUUUUUUCUGUGUGCUAUAUUUUUUUUUUUUAAUUUUUAUAUAAUAGCAUAAUAAGAUUGUUUAUUACUUUGAUGUUAGGGUGACAUAAUGUUUGAUUCUAGAGGUUAAAGGUGACAUGAAUCAAAAAAGAUUGAGAACUAUUAACUGAAUUAGUUAUUCUUAUUAUUUGAUAAUAAAUUAAAAAUACUUUUAC
This is a messenger RNA of Aphis gossypii (cotton aphid), 2270 nucleotides long. Its product is annotated as histone-lysine N-methyltransferase Suv4-20-like. Bases 274 to 1260 code for a protein of 328 amino acids. Gene Ontology annotation, molecular function: histone H4K20 methyltransferase activity; protein binding. The transcript is spliced from 2 exons. The record is from RefSeq and is a predicted model, not a curated record. NCBI's taxonomy places the organism in Eukaryota, Metazoa, Arthropoda, Insecta, Hemiptera, Aphididae. Gene Ontology annotation, cellular component: nucleus.